AUAAGACGUUUUAUAAUAUCAUAGAAAAUCGAUCACGCAUAGGUGUCGCUGCAGUGGUUGGAGAUCAAUCACCUCCCGGCACGUGUACUCGCGGCCAUUUCCGGGCUACACGGUCUCCGGCACUUGACGUUGAACUUGACGAUCAGUCGCGAUGACGCGGAAUGUCUGCGAAAAUUUGCCGAGUCGUUGCGCGAAAUGAAGCGUAUCAGGACGUUGGCCGUAAACCGAGCGACCGUCGCGAAAUCAUCGACGGACGAAGGACACGACGUGCUACUCCGGACGUUCGCGAUACCGGAAUGCGCGUACCAAUCACUGACGUCUUUAGACUGUUCGUUAGACGGCGGUUUGUGCGUGCUGCGCGCCGGCAAACAGUUGUCCAGCUUGCGGAUUCGAAACGGCGACGUGCUGACGGCCGGCGGUUUGCGGCUGUUGUUCGAUAAUCUCGUUGGCUUGAGACGUCUGUGGAUCGACAACUGCAUCUGGCUGGACGACGACGUCAUAUCCGCGUUGCCGGUGUCGAAUCUCAAAGGGUUGGUUUCUCUAAAAAUAUUCAACGCAAAUCUGACAUACCGAUGUUUGCCAUACAUUAGACUUUUGCAUUUAAACGUCUUGACCAUCGACAAUGUGUCAUUAGGACCGUGCGUUUCAUUGAACGAUUUGUCUGAUUUCGAUUAUUGUUUAAAAACAUUUAGUUGUUUUGUUCCUGCUUUAACACAACUCGAAUUACAACUGUAUUGUAAUCAAUCGAUUUUUAAAAAGUUACGUUUCGAAACACUAUUUUACAACGAUAAAAAAAUUGCGUUUAAAUCUUACUUUAGAAUAUUGAAAAAACUGGUACUACUGUAUAGAUACACUUAACCAUAGACUUAGUUUGUAAUGUUUAUAGGUUUAUACAGUUAGGUAACUGAUCCCAUAAUUUGAUUUUUACAAGUUGAAAC
Molecule: messenger RNA, 938 nt
Organism: Rhopalosiphum padi (bird cherry-oat aphid)
Lineage: Eukaryota; Metazoa; Arthropoda; Insecta; Hemiptera; Aphididae
Exons: 3
Coding region: 196-858 (220 amino acids)
Source: RefSeq, a predicted model, not a curated record